CCUGCAGCAUUGGGGAUGCGAAACUAUGCGAUAUUCUUGAAUCGAGUAGCAGGUUAUGCUUGUGUAUGCUUCUGGAAUUGGAAGCGCCAUUGGAUAUCACAGCUUUUAGUUCCAGUCUCACAUGUGGAUUUCUUCCACUUCUGUAGAGCUAUUUCACCAGUACUAAAGUGCCGGCUGGUUCGGCUUUUCUUUGCCAAUGCAGUACUCAGGAUGAAGCCUUGUGAUGGUGGUUAUCCUUAUAAUCGUACUCUUGCUCAUAUUCUUGUCGAAUAUGCAUCUGCUGUGUAUACAUCUGACCUAACAUCACUUUUCACAUGGACCUGUCCAAGGUGCAAAGGUCACACAAAGGGUUUUGAGGUGAUAGAGGUCAUUGUAGAUGUGGAGAACUGUUUACAGGCAUUUGUUGGAGUUGCCCCUGACCCACGAUCCAUAAUCAUUGCAUUUAGAGGCACUCAACAACACAGUGUCUCCAAUUGGAUUGAAGAUCUCUUUUGGAAGCAGCUCGAUGUGACUUAUCCAGGCAUGCCAGAUGCAAUGGUCCAUCAUGGAUUUUAUACUGCAUAUUAUAAUACAACUCUGCGACAUGAGAUCUUGAAAUCUAUUCAAUGGGCAAGGAAAACAUAUGGAAAACUACCCAUAAAUGUUGUGGGUCACUCCAUGGGAGGGGCGUUAGCUUCAUUCUGUGCCCUUGAUCUUUCUGUUAAGUUUGGAUCACAGGAAGUUGAGCUCAUGACUUUUGGACAGCCUCGGAUAGGCAAUCCUGCUUUUGCUGCAUACUUUGGUGCUCAAGUUCCAAGAACAAUCCGCGUGACCCAUCAGAAUGAUAUUGUGCCACAUUUACCACCGUACUAUUAUUACCUAGGUGAAUGGACAUAUCACCACUUUGCUAGAGAGGUUUGGCUUCAUGUGAUCAUAGAUGGAAAUGUGGUUACCAGAAAUGAGACAGUCUGUGAUGAUUCCGGUGAGGACCCAACCUGCAGCAGGUCGGUCUAUGGAAUAAGUGUGGCAGAUCAUCUUGAGUACUAUGGCGUCACACUGCAUUCCGAUUCAAGGGGAACUUGUCAAUUUGUGAUGGGUGCAGCCAACUCAGUAUACAGCUACAUUCGUGAAGUUGAUGGAACCAUCAUCUUGUCAAGAUAUGCGCAAGAACCACAUGCCCUAGAAUCCAUGUGACUUUGUAUGCCACGAAACACACCCCUGUACAGUAUUUUAUUUUCAUUUGUGUACAGCUCAUGAAAUACUGGGCCCUCCCGGAGCUCUCCUGAGGAUAAGCAGAGGCUCACCUUUUAAACGUGCCCCUUUUGCUCAAGUGAGAACUGUACAUGUAAGCUCCAUAACAUUGUAUGCACGCUUCGAUGAUGUACAUAAAAAAAAUAUAUGACAGGCUUAAGUAAUGGAAAUGUUUGAUGGUGCCA
Messenger RNA from Setaria italica (foxtail millet), 1415 nucleotides. Its product is annotated as lipase. The transcript has 9 exons. Gene Ontology annotation, biological process: lipid metabolic process. Lineage: Eukaryota; Viridiplantae; Streptophyta; Magnoliopsida; Poales; Poaceae. The record is from RefSeq and is a predicted model, not a curated record. Bases 16 to 1173 code for a protein of 385 amino acids.